CUGCUCACCCUGUUCUCUCAUCCUGUCAGGCCCUUCCACUGUAUUGUCCAGGAUGUGGCCUUCUCUAUGGGGUGCAACAUUGAACUCCAGAUCAAACACAGCAAGGUCAUGUGGAGGGAUGUGAUGGAGCCCUUCAUGGAGGUGGUGCAGGGUAUUGUGAUGUGGUGGAGCAGGGGAUGGAGUGCUGUCAUGAGUGGUUUGAGGUCAAGUGGCAGGAUGCCAUCAAAGCCCCAGUCAUCAACCACAUGUGUGUGUCCAUGAGAUUCCACUUCCUCUGUUACAUCAUGAGAGCACCAGGGACAUGUGAAAGACAAGCCUGACCUCUCCCUUCUCGGUGCCCCAGUUGACUGAGCACCAGCUGAGGGAAGAAGUGCAACUGCCAACACCAGAGUCAGAAGAGAUGCAUUCUAAUAACAAGUGUCUCACGGAAGCAUAUUAUGCAGAUAAGACAUCUUAAUUAUCUAUGUUACACAACUAAUUCUGAUUCUUCCGCUACAGAACUUUGGGCAAACAUUUGACAAGCUCAAUUUCUCCAUUGACGCACUGUCCAGAUAAUUCAGUACUAACGUGUAGUGCUGCAGUUACAAGCCCAACUCCUGUCUGCUCUCACUAAAACCAAGGCAGUUAAAUAAUGAAGGGAAUAAAAGACUGUAGUUUACACAUAAUUGGGUCAUUUGGAGGUUUUCUCUACUCGAAAUACAUGUAUGAUGCCUUACUCUUUUGAAGAUGCACUUUGCACAAUACUUUAAUUGGAUGUUAUUUACAGUUCUUGAGAUUCCACGUUUCCCUCUCAUGUGUGUAGGAGGAGCAGCAGUCUGUUUGGUGUGUCAGCCCUACAGGAGGAUUUCAGAGGCUCUGUGUAAAGCCUUUGAGGAGACCAAGGUUGGUCCCGUUUCUGGGGCUCAUCAAGCUCCUCCUCCUCCCACACCUUCAACACCAUCUGCACCUCGUGAGCCUACUCAACCACACAGCAACUCGGUUAGAUAUGACGGAAUGACAUGUGUGUUUAUGCUAUCUAAUGUAGGGGUUUGUCAGAUGUUCUGCUUUUUGAGGUUAUUUUAGUUCUUCAAAGUGACAUUGUCCUUUUCUUUUGUCAGUGAUUGGCCAAAGUCCAUACAUCCAGUUCCCAGGUCUGAAUCAGUCAGGGUUGAAAUCCAGCCUACUGCAGGCCUUGCGGACUAGAGUCAUGCACCCCUGCAUUAGACUCACUGCAGUACCAUGAUGUAGUUUAUUUCUAUAAAGUGUUUAUACAGUUUCUAAUGUAAUCCCCGCGUGUGUGCCGCUUCACUCUCUUCCUUCCUCUGAAGGGUGUUUGAAUAUGCGAGGCAGUAUACCCAAGACAUUUGCUUUGACAACGUCUACAUCACCACCUACUUCAGACAGAUUGAUGCCAGGAGAAACAGAGCAGUAAGCAAACAAAAUAUAACGUAUUAAUUUGGUCAGUGACGCUAAAAUGUUUAAUUUGGCUCUAUACUCCAGCAUUUUGGAGUAUAGGUAAAUAAAUAAUGUAUUGUCAUUUUGAGUCCCUUUCAAGUAUAGAAAAUGUUUCUUAACAAUUUUACAUUAAUGUGAAUGCUACCACGAUUACUGGUAAUCAUGAAUGAAUUGUGAGUUGCACAAAGAUCAUACACCCCAAAACAUGCUAACCUCUUACCAUUCCCGAUAACAGUGAGGCUAGCAUUUGUGGAGGGGUGUGAUAUUUGUGCGUCUAACAUUCUCACUCGUGUUCUGAAAGAACUGCAAAAUCUGAAUCCCUACAAAUCAGCCGGGCUAGACAAUCUGGACCCUCUCUUUUUAAAAUUAUCUGCCAAAAUUGUUGUAACCCCUAUUACUAUCCUAUUUAACCUCUCUUUCGUAUCGUCUGAGAUCCCCAAAGAUUGGAAAGCUGCCUCGGUCAUCUCCCUCUUCAAAGGGGGAGACACUCUAGACCCAAACUGCUAUAGACCUAUAUCCAUCCUGCCAUGCCUUUUUAAAAUCUUCGAAAGCCAAGUUAAUAAGCAGAUCACCGACCAUUUAGAAUCCCACCGUACCUUCUCCACUAUGCAAUCUGGUUUCGGAGCUGGUCACGGGUGCACCUCAGGCACGCUCAAAGUCCUAAACGAUAUCAUAACCGCCAUCGAUAAAAGACAGUACUGUGCAGCCGUCUUCAUCUACCCGGCCAAGGCUUUUGACUCUGUCAAUCACUGCAUUCUUAUCGGCAGACUCAAUAGCCUUUGCUUCUCAAAUGACUGCCUUGCCUGGUUCACCAACUACUUCUCAGAUAGAGUUCAGUGUGUCAAAUCGGAGGGUCUGUUGUCCGGACCUCUGGCAGUCUCUAUGGGGGUGCCACAGGGUUACAUUUUCGGGCUGACUCUUUUCUCUGUAAAUAUCAAUGAUGUCGCUCUUGCUGCUGGUGAUUCUCUGAUCCACCUCUAUGCAGAUGACACCAUUCUGUAUACAUCUGGUCCUUCUGACACUGUGCUAACAAACCUCCAAACAAGCUUCAAUGCCAUAAAUAAACAUUCAAUUUUCUAGCAACAGCUCUGGGGGACAUUUCUGCAGUCACCAUUUCAAUUGCACGCACCCUCAAUCUGAGACAUCUGAGGCAUUGUUUUGUGACAACUGCAUAUUUUAAAAUGGCCUUUUAUUGUCCCCAGCACAAGGUGCACAUGUGUAAUGAAUAUGCUGUUCAAUCAGCUUCUUAAUAUGCCAGACCUGUCAGGUGGCUGGAUUAUCUUGGCAAAGGAGAGAUUCUCACUAACAGGGAUGUAAACAAAUUUGAGAGAAACCACCUUUUUGUGUGUAUGGAAAAUUUCAGGGAUCUUAUUUUUUAGCUCAUGAAACAUGGGACCAACACUUUCCAUGUUGAAUUUAUAUUUUUGUUUGGUAUAGUAUAUAAAAAUAUAUAUUUUUCUAAGGUCAUAAUGUUUCAACUUAAGUAGUAGCUACAUUAAAACUCUGGGCGCCUCUACACAACAUGCACGUUGACAUUGGGCCCAGCCUAUGUAACGUUUUAAAUAGGCAGACUACCAUUUAUUAUUCCACUCCUUUUUUUUAUCCCUUGUGGAAUUGGCACAGGGAAGGUUUGAACAAACAGUAGGGUCUUGUCGGGCGACCUGCAAAUAAACAAAGAAUACAAUGUCGCACAAAGUAGAAACGCUCCUUAUGCUGUUAGUACUUGCAGUCGAUCUGGAUAUCACAAACGGUUGAUUUCCCCAGAGUUCUUAGCUGUGUUACGGAUAUCUCCCCGGAAAUUGGAGCAGCUACUGGGUCGACUGCUGAGUAUAAAUAGAAAUAAAACAAAUCAUUGUUCAGGAGAAAGUGUCACGACGUUCACCGAAGGUGGUUCCUCUCCCUGUUUGGGCGGUGGUCGGCGUCGCCGGCUUACUGGCCAUCACCGAUCCUUUUGUUAUUUUUGUCUUUGGUUCUGUCACACGUGGUUUCAUUUGCUUUAAUUUUUGUGUGUAUAAUUACCCCGGUUGCCUGCUUAGGUUUGUGUGGGAUUAUUCGUGUUUUGUUGAGGUUGUGCCUUAUUUCUUUUCACGUAUUCUACCGAGUGCUUACGUUCAAGGAGCGUUGUUUUCCUCCUUCCGUGAGUAACUGGUUACUCUUUUGUCGUGGGGCGUUUAUUUUGGUAUUGUACCUGACCUAUAUGUUUGUGGACUCGCCUAUUAAAAAUGCAACUCGGACAUCUCUGCUCUCCUGCGCUUGACUCCUGCCCAUACCUCUAAACACAAUAUCCUAACCGAAAGCUUGGCCUUCAUUUACAUCAUACACUAUUUGUGUGAAAUUCAACAGCUAAAUUAAGCUACCUCAUUAAGGCCAGUUGUGCACAUUCUUGUUUUUGUUCUAAUAUCCCUUAAUUGUUCCAGAUGAACACCAAAAUUAAGUCCAGGAAUCUGUAGGCUUAUAAAUGCAUGUUCUCCAUAAACAUGCAUUUAGGAACGUGACCAAAAGAAGAAACCUAGCCUAAUCCAGGUGUAAUGGAUAUAACUGUUCAUGCAAACUUGUGCACCAUUGCUGGUGGAGGUAUAUUUAAGCAAUAACACACGAGAGGGUGUGGUAUAUGGCCAAUAUACCAUGGCUAAGGGCUGUUCUUAGGCACAACCUUUAGCCAUGGUAUUUUGGCAAUAUAUAGCAAACCCCUAAGGUGCCUUAUUGCUAUUAUAAACUUGUUACCAAUGUAAUUGGAGCAGUAACAAUAAAUGUUUCGUCAUACCCGUGGUAUAUGGGUUUGUCAGCCAAUCCGCAUUCAGGGCUCGAACCACCCAGUUUAUAAUUCAAUGUAUUCAAUAGGCUUUAGCACAAUGUGUACACAGAGUGAAUGUGGCCCUUUUCCCCCAAUCCUGUAAGAAAUGCACUGGCUCGUGUGUGUCGAGUAAAGCAGUGCUUACCCGAGAGCAGCUUAUUGUAAUAGCAUUAGACACUACGCAUUCUGCUCAUACUGAAGCCCUACCUACAGUACUGCACAGCGGGGGGCGAAGAAGUGUAUACUGUAUGCAGAGAAACUAAGAAUUUGAGGGGGUAAGAGAGUAACAGAGGGAAAGCGGGAUACAAACACUUUUCAUGCUGGCAUUUCCACAACAGGGAGAGUGUUUUUCAAAGGUAUUUUGAGCAUUUAAAAUUCUGGCCCGGGUUGAAAAUGCAUGUGUGAAAUUUGUCCCUUGAGGUUCGAUAAACUUCUGAUUUUCAUUCUUCUCUAAUCAGGGACUGGUUUAGACCUGGGACACCAGAUGAGGUGAGUGCAAUGAUAGAUCAAGUAGGAACAAAAACCAGAAGUAUUUCGCCAUUCCAGGAUCAUAAUUGAAAUGCUGCCUGGGUUCAAAAUGCCAGUCUGAAAGCACCUAUAGAGAAACCACAGUGAGGGGAGAGACUGGCAUAGUAGAUAGAGGGCAAUCCUUCACUCUGUGUUUUCACUUAGCACUAAAUCAGCUGAAGUGUCAUUCCUGUUAUUAGUCCUCCCCUUAUGCUCUCUGAAGGGGAUUAGUUUCACAAAUCAAGCAAAAUUAAGCUGCUGCACAUACAGCAUGUGGGAGAGAAGUGCAACAUGGUGAAAGUGUGCAGCUCACAGAUGAAUCCAACUGGCCUCAGGAGUUCAGUGCUCCAGAAGCAUCCUCAUCUACAAAAUUGCUUCCAACACUCUACUCAGCAAACUGGAUGCAGUUUAUCACAGUGCCAUCCGUUUUGUCACUAAAUCACCUUAUACCACCCACCACUGCGACUUGUACGCUCUAGUCGGCUGGCCCUCGCUACAUAUUCGUCGCCAGACCCACUGGCUCCAGGUCAUCUACAAGUCCAUGCUAGGUAAAGCUCCGCCUUAUCUCAGUUCACUGGUCACGAUGGCAACACCCAUCCGUAGCACGAGCUCCAGCAGGUGUAUCUCACUGAUCAUCCCUAAAGCCAACACCUAAUUUGGCCGCCUUUCGUUCCAGUUCUCUGCUGCCUGUGACUGGAACUAAUUGCAAAAAUCGCUGAAGUUGGAGACUUUUAUCUCCCUCACCAACUUCAAACAUCUGCUAUCUGAGCAGCUAACCGAUCGCUGCAGCUGUACAUAGUCUAUCGGCAAAUAGCCCACCCAUUUUUACGUACCUCAUCCCCAUACAGUUUUUAUUUAUUUACUUUUCUGCUCUUUUGCUCACCAAUAUCUCUACCUGUACAUGACCAUCUGAUCAUUUAUCACUCCAGUGUUAAUCUGCAAAAUUGUAAUUAUUCGCCUACCUCAUGCCUUUUGCACACAAUGUUUAUAGACUCCCCCUUUUUUUUCCUACUGUGUUAUUGACUUGUUAAUUGUUUACUCCAUGUGUAACUCUGUUGUCUGCUCACACUGCUAUGCUUUAUCUUGGCCAGGUCGCAGUUGCAAAUGAGAACUUGUUCUCAACUAGCCUACCUGGUUAAAUAAAGGUGAAAUUUAAAAAUAAAUAAAAAAUGGUGGACAGUAUUGAGUGUUGAUUCAGCAGUGGUGAAGUCUAGUACCCAUGUUCAGGGUGAUUCAAAUAUCUCAUUCCACAGAAACUUUUCUACAUCUUGCCUGUCUGUGCCCUACUGUUCUACACACUAUAUAUUAGCUCACUGUCAUUUAUCUGACUGCCCCAUUUCUCUCUGUCUGUCCACCCUCUGCUGUGGCUGCCUGUCUGCGGGAGAAGAGGCGCACUCUGCUCCUUUAUAACCUGCAGAUCAAGAGGCGCAUCUCAUUCACCAAAAGGUGUUGUCCAGACUGGGCUGCAGGCUGCGGUGGUGCUGUGUGUGUUGGGAGAGGCAGAGGGGUGACCGGGCCGUGAAGUGCACAGUCCCAGGCGGCCUACUGGCUCCAGUGCUGGAGGGACCUGGGCAGGAUCUGUACCACCUGUGUCCCACUAGUAACUGGGACCCAGUAGAUAGUACAUAUCUGUGUCUGAACAGCUAUGUUAGGGCGACCACCUAUUAGGGUGACCACCUAAAUGAUCUGCAGACAGUAAAGAUAUUUAGCAUAUUAAGCCAUUACAGGUUUUGGUCCUGAAUCUUUUUCAAUGGCAAUAAAACAAACUUGCCGAAUGAACAGUUGAUCAUUAUACACUGUUAAAUGUUUAUAUUGGCUCAUUUCUUUCAAGUCUUGUUCUGAAGGAAAUUGUUUCAUUCUUUGAAUCCCUGUCCAAAGUUGUAUUUCCUGUGACUAAUUAAUCGUUAAAUCAACUAGACUAACAAUAGCAUCUGUUUCACCAGAGGUUUCAGCAGAUUGCAGUUGUUAUUUAGCAAUGCUGACAAUUGACAAAACUGUAGAUCCAGCUAAUUCUUUGGGAUGUUCAGACAAUAGGAUGACUUAAUAUUAUCAGAUUAAAUAGCCUGUCUGUGUGUAAGGUAAACAAUUGCAUAAUUUAGUCACACUUAAUUACCUUAAAAUGCAGGACUUUAUACAUCGAUUUAGUCAUUUUAGAAUUCGCUAUAUAGAAAUGUUGUAAGGUUAGAAUACGCGGCUGUCUAGAAUGUCACCGCAGAAAGAUUCAGGCAGUAAAGAGUUAAAGCACAAGAGAAAAUCCCGCCCUGUUCGGGGGUUGAAAUGCGAUUACGCCAUCGCUGUAAUACACGGACUCAGUUUUGUGCCCGAAUGUCUUGCAUGUGCGAAGCAGUCUGUCUUUCGGGAAAUAAAAUAUUCUGAAUAGUACUUUGGGAUUUUAACGAGAUCACAGUGGGCUCAUCUCCGCUACGGAAUGGACAUAUGUUGUAGUAGCUCUGUGUGUGAAGGUAACGGUACUGGAAGUAUGACCCUGCGAUAACUGCAGCCAGAGGCUACGGACAGCGAGCUGGGCUUGGUUAGAGGUUUGUUACAGGACUUUAUGGUGUGGGCUAAUGGCGCAGGUGAAUGAAGCCUCUUGAAAUAAAGUUACACGUUCGAUUGACUGGCACAAGCAACACUUCUGCUCUGCUUUGCAUUUGUGGAUACUAUCAUGGACUUUCGCUUGACAUUUGCCCCUGUAGGCAAAUUGAGGUAGCGGUAUAGUUUCCUCCAACAGAACCUGUGACCUUUCUCCGUUUUUGAAUGCCUUGUUUUACACCUUUUACGUGGAUUAGUUGAUGGACACGAGCUAAUGUCACUGCGCAACAAUGUUUCCGUCUAGAGCUCUGGUAACGUUGGUGCUACUCGAGACUGUUACAUUUCGCGGUACUCAAUCAAAUACGUUACCUAGUAACCGUUUAGGAUUGCUGCACGAUGCCGAGUUGCAGGAAUAUCUGCUGGCGGAACGUCAUAUGAAUUCAAAUAAAACAGAGAUGGAGAAGCCACAAGAGAAGCUGUCUCUUGUGAACGCAACAACAGUAUCGUCCCACUCCUCACUUACAAGUCCAGAGCACCACCAUGGUAGUAGGCACGGCAAGCCACUGGAGAGGACCAGGCCCUUUGUGGUAGUGGACGGACACAAUAGAAGUCUGAGUGAGGCCUUGCAGAACGGUCACCCAGACAAGCUACAGUGUGGUCUUCAAAUUGGAGGCAGCAUCUAUCUUUUGGACCUGGAGAAAAACCACGCUCUCCUGCCCAAGCCCCCCAAUGUCUUCUACUACCUCCCUAAUGGCACUGGGGUUUCUUUAGAGGAGAGCACAGUGACUCACUGCUACUACCACGGCUCAGUGAGGGGCUUCCCACAGUCCAGGGUGGCUCUCAGUACCUGCUCUGGACUCAGGGGUGUGGUGGCUAUCAACUCCACCCUGAGCUUUGAGCUGCAGCCUGAGGAAGACCAUGAGGAGGGGGCAGAGGAGAGUGGAGGGGAGGAGGAGGGGAUGCACCUGCUUUACUCCACCAGACCUCUGGAGAGGGGUAGUGUUGGGGGCUGUGGGGUGUCCCAUACACCUGUACCCCCCAUCCACAUCCCACCACAAGUCCCACACAGGAGUAAGAGGGACAUUCUCUCAGAGACCAAGUACAUAGAGCUUGUGCUUGUAGCUGAUCACGAAGAGUACCUUAACUACCAGAAAAUCAACAAGACUAUCAUCUAUCGAAUGCUGGAUGUGGCCAACCAAGUAGACUGGUUCUACCGGCCGCUGAGUGUGCGUGUGGCUCUAACUGGGCUGGAGAUCUGGAGUGACCAGGAUAAGAUCCGGGUUGACAAGAGUCCCUCAGACACCCUCAACCGCUUCCUGGAGUGGCGCACCAGAGAGCUGCUGCCCCGCCUGCGCCACGACAAUGCUCAGCUCAUUAUGGGGGAGUCAUUUGAUGGAACUACAGUGGGAAUGGCAUCUCAGUCUUCCAUGUGCUCCAAGGACCGGUCAGGAGGGGUCAAUGUGGAUCACCUGGUCAGUGUACUGGGGGUGGCGUCCACCAUUGCCCAUGAGCUCGGGCACAAUUUGGGCAUGAAUCAUGACACGGCCGACCGGCGCUGCCAGUGUCAGAACGAGCCACGCCUGGGAGGCUGCAUCAUGGAGCCGUCUACUGGGUUCAUGCCAGGCCAGCUGUUCAGCAGCUGCAGUGCCAGAGACCUGUCCCUCAGCCUGCUCCACGGUGGGGGGAUGUGCCUCUUCAACGUGCCCCAGCCUGAGAAACUGCUGGGGGGGCCACGCUGUGGAAACCUCUAUGUGGAGAAGGGAGAGGAGUGUGACUGCGGCCUGCUGGAUGAGUGUAACGAUCCUUGCUGCAACGCCACCACCUGUAAACUGGUUCCAGGGGCCCAGUGUUCCUCUGAUGGCAUCUGUUGUGACAACUGCAAGCUGCGUACAGGUGGAUGGAUGUGUCGGCAGCCCCUGGGGGAGUGUGACCUCCCAGAGCACUGCACCGGUACCUCUCCCUACUGCCCCCCCAACGUGUUCCUGCAGAACGGCGAGCCCUGCGAGGAAGGCUCCUCCUACUGCUACAGCGGUGUCUGCGCCAGCUUCAACACACAGUGCCAGAUGUUGUGGGGACCUAAUUCCACAAGGGCUCCGUCAGUCUGCUUUUCCUCCGUCAACAAACAGGGUAACAAAUACGGCAACUGUGGCCAGAUGCCAAACGGAACCUACAUCCCCUGCCCUAGCAAAGAUGUGCAUUGUGGGAGGCUCCAGUGCCAGGGAGGCAACGACCGUCCGUUGCUAGGCACCAGCGCUGAGAUCCUGACCACCAAAGUAAAAUUUAACUAUAGCGACUUUGUCUGCCGGGGAACCUACUUCCACCUUGGCGACGACGUCUCCGACCCUGCCAUGGUGGCACAGGGCACCGCGUGUGGUCUUGGCAAGGCCUGUUGGAACCAGCGGUGUCAGGAUGUGUCUUUGUUCGGCGUCGACGAUUGUCAGAGCAAAUGCAACGGACACGGGGUGUGCAACAGCAAUAAGAACUGCCACUGUGACGUGGGUUGGGCUCCUCCAGACUGUAGAUCCACGGGCCAUGGAGGCAGUGUGGACAGUGGCCCUGCAAGAGCACCUAGAGGAUCUGACCCGGCACGUGUGGCCUUGCUGGUCAUCUUCCUCUUCGUCCUGCCAGUGGUUCUCCUCUUCCUCGCCCUGCGUUUCCCCCGGUGUCACCGCAACCUGCCCUGCCUGGGCACUACCAGCCUCUUCCACAAGGGCACCGGACGCCAACAGAGCCGGACCCCGGCCACAGAGCGAGUGGAUGCUCGUAACGGGGAGCAGGUCCAACCACUGAGGUACCACUGGAGCCGCCAGAGUGACAUCCAAAUGACCCCGUCUCCGCCUUCUAACAAGAUUCAGGACAGACCUGCUCCACCUACUAAGCCACUCCCUCCUGACCCUGUCUUAAAACAAGCCCAGCCAUCGUUGAGUCGGCCGGCUCCUCCCACCAGGCCUCUACCCCCUGACCCUGUGCUAACAGGCAGCCAGGCCCUUGUACAACCCAAAAAACCACCAGCACCCAGGAAGUCCUUGCCUUCAGAGCCCCCGUCACAUCCCACCCACCCUGGGUACAUUGCAUCUGGUGCCCCCCUGCAACAUGGAGCGAGUAUAACUUCAGUUCCACCUGUUGGCCCUCCUGUUGCAGCUGUCCCUUCCAGACGUGCCCCUUUACCUCCAGUACGGACGUCACAACCCAGGAAACCCAACUCGACACCUCCGGUUUAACUGCCAAAGAUCCACAAAACCACUAAGAUUCUGAGAUUCUCUUAAACCGGACCUGAACGCAUGAAUUGCACUGAUUCAGCCAAGAGUUUUAUUAUGGAGAACCUUACAGGAAGGCUCAGAACCCAAAAGUCUCCAAAUGAAGGCUGCUUUUCACUCUCCCUGCCCCCCCUAAACUAUUUCCUGUUGUCUUCUUCCUGAGAGACUGACAGGUGCCUUACCUGUGUUGGGACAGACUGGGGCUCCGAGCAAAGCAGAGAAGGUCUGGAAUGUUCAGUCGGGUUGAUCCGUUGGCCAUUGAGAAACUGGAUGGAUGUAGUUAAGUAUCCGUCAAAGAUGUAACACUUCAUGAAAACUGUGUGGCUUUUGACAUUAACUGACAAUUACAAAAAUGGAUGUCUACACAGAGGCUAAGCUCAAUUGAGAUUAAAGGCCCAGUACUGGUUUUAUGGCAUUGGCACAUUUGAAUGUGCCCUGUGAUGCUUCAGAACAACGUAUUACUCUUCUACUUAUAGGUUGAAGCCCAAGUCAUCCUCCCAAUCUGACUGUGGCCACCACUUUUGCACCAUUUUGCAGUAUUUUAUUUUAAGUGGCUUGGCUAAUGCAGGCCUCAGGAAACCAGUCCUGACCACCCCCUGCUCUCUUUCUGGAAUAAAGAAGCAUGUCAACACUUUCAUUCACCGCAAUGAUUUCUUUGAUCUCCAUCACAAUGGUGUCAUUGAGGGGGAGGACCUUGCAUGCAACCCUUUCUGACUAACCCUUGAGAUGAAAUGAGAAUAGUGUCACAGAAACCUUAGUUCUUGAUUGCAGAGCUGUACAACUAACCGCACAACUGUAAAUACCAGAGAAUUCUAACUUGCCUACUUUUAAUUCUACAAUAAGGGCUAUUUAAAAGCCAAAGAGAUGGAUCUCUGGAGAAGUGAGGGGGGAAGUAGAUUGAACUUUGAAAUGAUAGGCCACUUCUCGAAGACUGACCUACGCUGUGACAGAAGACCGGUUGCCUUUUUUGUACCUUUGGUGAUCAGUUGUGCCGCACCAGUGUAAGCCAGAAUGAGUUAAAUGCACUCAUAGAAUGAGUAGCUCUUUUAAAUGAGUCUUCACAUAUCCAGGUGAAUUAAAACCAAGCCAUGGGAUUCACUUCUUUAGGAUUGGUGGGUCCCCUGCGGGACGGUUGAGCGAACGUAGGCUAAUGCGAUUAGCAUGAGGUUGUAAGUAACAAGAACAUUUCCCAGGACAUAGACAUAUCUGAUAUUGGCAGAAAGCUUUAACAAUCAUUUAUCUAACUGCACUGUCCAAUUUACAGUAGCUAUUACAGUGAAAGAAUACCAUGCUAUUGUUUGAGGAGCGUGCACAGUUUUGAACAUAAAGUUAUUAAUGAACAAAUUAGGCACAUUUGGGCAGUCUUGAUACAACAUUUUGAACAGAAAUGCAAUGGUUCCUUGGAUCAGGCUAAAACUUUGCACAUAUACUGCUGCCAUCUAGUGAAAUAUUUAUAAAUUGCACCUGGGCUGGAAUAAUACAUUAUGGCCAUUCUCGUGCAUUUCAAAGAUGGUACAAAAAAAACACAAAACGGUUGGUUUCUAAUUUGUAUUAUCUUUUACCAGAUCUAAUGUGUUAUUCUCCUACAUUCCUUUCACAUUUCCACAAACUUCAAAGUGUUUCCUUUCAAAUGAUACCAAGAAAAUGCAUAUCCUUGCUUCAGGGCCUGAGCUACAGGCAGUUAGAUUUGGGUGUCCUUUUAGGCGAAAAUUGAAUAAGAGGGGCCGAUCCUUAAGAGUUAAACUGGGGAAACGCUGACUGAAUGUACGAAAAAAAAAACUAUAGGCUCACACUUUACAUUAAGUCACAGCAAUGCCAUGUAGUUACACCAAAUAUAUAAUUUUCUCAGUCUUAUUUCAUGUAACUAGAUUGUUAAUUAAUGUACAACAUAUUGUCACUUAUCUUUUUAGUGCAAUUCAAGCAUUGUUAUGUUCCUUCUCUGCAGUACAGUGUACAGCUAGUUACCAAAGUAGUUUGAGUAACUUCAUGGUAUAAGGGCAACUUAAUAUAAAGUGUUAUGAUGUUCUGGAAUAAACCACAAUAUACGUAUUACUACUCCUGAAGUGGUGAGCUACCAGUACAGGGGCUGUAUGUCGGCAGGCAACAGUAUUGAUUUUGCCUGCAUGUCAUGAAAGUGUAUUUAAUUUCUAGUGAAAGAUUGUUUUCCAAGUCAAAACGUCUGUUUGUCUUCCAUUUAAUAUUAUUUAAAGUGAUGAAUUACCAGCCUUAUGAGUUUUAAGUUGAGCACUCCACGGCAACAUGGCUAACUGUGUCAAAUAGAUGAUUUUGUGUAUCAAUGGUGGCUUAUUUAGUCAAAGAAAAUUUGGCUAGCAGGUAUGAUAAUUGAAACUGAUAAUCUUCAUCCUGAUUUGAAAUCUGCCAAUACUUCUUGGUCAUUUGGAUAAAUGAGUACUGGUAUGCAUUACAAGCAUUUCAGAUAAUUUGACUGUUCAUUAUUUUUGAUUAAUUACUAAAGUUGUCAACUUUGAUUAUGACAAACUCUAAAUGGCGCAGGCAUGUGAUUAUGCCUUCCAUCGGUCCAUUUGAUUGAGAAUUUGUAAAUGUCAUUUUUUGACCUUCUACUGACUAUGAUCUGUUCCAAUGUUCUGAACACACUCUCCCUUUGGUUCUAUUCAUAUGUCUUACAUUUCUAAUACGUCUGAUUAUCAGUAUGAGAACACUCAGAUGUAACACGAAUUGUUACGAAUUUUGCUCAAUGCAAUUAUGGGAGGGUCUUUUCAUGAGACGGUUCUACUUUGACCUCUGUCUGCAGUUUUCCUACUGUCUCAAUUGAGACGUUCACUGCUGCUGAGAGAAAUAAAACAGACUGUGGAAAAGUGA
Messenger RNA from Oncorhynchus keta (chum salmon), 13365 nucleotides. RefSeq names its product disintegrin and metalloproteinase domain-containing protein 15-like. Lineage: Eukaryota; Metazoa; Chordata; Actinopteri; Salmoniformes; Salmonidae. Bases 7558 to 10488 code for a protein of 976 amino acids. Gene Ontology annotation, biological process: innate immune response; integrin-mediated signaling pathway; proteolysis. The transcript is spliced from 27 exons. Gene Ontology annotation, molecular function: integrin binding; metalloendopeptidase activity. The record is from RefSeq and is a predicted model, not a curated record.